Molecule: messenger RNA, 2446 nt
Organism: Synchiropus splendidus (mandarinfish)
Lineage: Eukaryota; Metazoa; Chordata; Actinopteri; Syngnathiformes; Callionymidae
Product: arylamine N-acetyltransferase, pineal gland isozyme NAT-10-like
Exons: 2
Coding region: 1402-1959 (185 amino acids)
Molecular function (GO): acetyltransferase activity
Source: RefSeq, a predicted model, not a curated record
CAACUCCCUUUCCAGAUAAUUUCAAUGACGUUUAUUGACCUUAAUAUAAUGCUUAUAUUUCACGACAGAUUGUAUGUUUUUAUACACACACAAUUGUGCAUUAAUGCACCGUAGCAUAGUCACAGACUACAGUGUUCGUCAUGAUACUACGUGUACAGCGCGACACAAGUUACUUGCAAGACGAUCCUGUCUUGUGCCAGAAGGGUCAAGCAGUGGCCAGUGAGAGGUAUUACAUGUCACCCAAUAUUCCUUCUCACUUCUGACCUUUUCACCUGCACCAAAUCCAAAAGCUCCAGGGCGUCACCUCCACAUUUAGCACACUGCUUCUGUGGUACGGCUGUAAGAAGUUUGCUGACAAUAUUGCAGUCUGUUGUGAGAGUAAUGAGUUGCGGGAGAGACUGGAAAUGUGGAGGAACAAGAUGAGGAGAAGGCGAAAGAAGCUCAGUUGAAGCAAGAAGUAGAGGUAAUGAAGACAGAUGUGGACAACUGUUUGGGAUCAACCAUAUAGAGCGAUGGACAGAGGUGAUAAGGAUGUGACUGAAGAGUGUCAGCUUGGGUGAAGUGCAUGCAGGAAGAAGAAUGUAACCAGGCAAAGAAGAAGAGGCAGACAACCACUUCAGUCAUGGACGUGAUAAAGGUGGACAUGAAGAGCAUAUAGGUGUGAGUAUGGAGGAUGCACAUGAAAGGUCAUGGUGGAGGAGGCUGACUUGGUGUGGCAACCCCAGAUUGUCAGUGGAAUCCUUCCCCCAGGCUUCUAUUAUUUUAGAAAUGUUUAGCUUCUUUGCUUCACUUUCACAGAUCGCAAUAAUGAUGCACACUAAGGACGCCUGACAUCAUCAUCCAGCAACUCGGUUUAGAUGUUGGUGUUGCGUCUUGCUCGACCUUUUACUUCUAUACACACAUAUGCCCAAAUAAUAUAACUCAAUUUGCCAGCAAACUAACCCUUUGUGUUGUGGACAUACAGACUGACUCCCUUAAGGAAUAUAUAUGACCUCAAAAACGACACCAAACAUUUAUUUAAAAAAACCCACAAUUCAUGAUUUUUUUAAAAUACAAACAAGCUUGUUUAACUUUUUUUUUUGUGCUUGUAAAUCUAGCAUUCUGCUGGCUCUUAUGACACGACCUCAUCUGGUGAUAAUACAAUGAAACUUUGGUUUAUGCUGGCCAACAGUGUGUUUAGAGUGACUUUCUAUUGUGCAUUCCUCUGUUUCCUUCAUGUGGACGUUGUUGUCUGUGACGUCUGAUACGCCUCAGCCCCUGUCCUUCAUCAUAAGCACGUGGCCAAGAAAAACAAGGCUAAUAAUUAAAUGCAGUGCAAAUUGUACAGGCCUUAGAAAUCCCUGACUACUACUCUUAGCAGCACAUUGACAACCGCGUGGAUCCCAGUCCGUCAGGGGUAAGAUGAACCUCCAGGAGUACUUCAGAAAAAUCGGGUUCCAUGGCUCGUAUGACAAACCAGACCUGCUCACUUUAAGGCAGAUACACAAACAGCACAUUCUGUCGAUUCCGUUUGAAAACUUCAGCAUCCACUGUGGGGAAAGAAACCACAUGGACCUGGAAGUGGUGUUCAACAAGCUCGUGAGGUGCAACCGUGGUGGGUGGUGCUACGAAAACAAUUUCUUGUUCUCCUGGGUGCUGAAAGAAUUAGGCUAUGAGUACACUAUCCUAAGCUCUAAAAUUUUCAACAACAGCAUAGAUGACUUUGCCUUGAUGGACACCCAUCUGAUCAUGAAGGUGGUCAUUGAUGGAGAGACGUUCAUUUGUGACGUGAGCUAUGGGAUGAUGUCCCAAGUGUGGUAUCCUCUUGAGCUAAUUUCUGGAAAAGACCAAACACAACCAGCGGGUGUCUUUCGCCUGAUGGACAAGGGGGAGUUUUGGGUCCUAGAGUGGUGGACUCGAGAAUCCUCCUGGGCCAUGAACUAUUGCAAAUAUUGUGGGAGAAAUUCAAUGUACAAUUGAGAGGUACAUUCACUCCUAAAGGGGCCAAGGCUUUGAAGAAAUACUUUUAAAGCUUGUUCAACAUGACCAGACACAUUAAUUCACUCAAAUAUCCACCAUCCGUAUUUUACCUAACAGUCCUCAUGAGCUUUGACCUCUAAAUUAUAGGGAGUGAUUUCAUUCUCAUGAAAAAUAUUUUUGGAGAAGUCAUUCCCAGAAAUAUAGCAAGAGAUGUUAGACAAACAACUGAGACUGUUAUAUUGCAAAUUUACACUCUUUACAGGCAUAAAAUAUGUCAUACGCCCUCACCUGUUAAUGUAAAAGGCACUUACUUUAACGUUCUUGAACGAAAAAAUAUUUUAGUCUCUGCAAUAUUUAAUACUUACUUCUAAUUUUUGACCACGCAAUCUCUAUCUGCUUGCUUUAACUAAGAAGUCGGAAUGACUUUGAGGUGCAUAUGUUUCCAAUAAACCUCUGGAAAUAAGUCAGCAUGUUCUUUUAUAAUGCA